AUGACCCAAGAUACCACCACCAACACCCCCACCAGCGGAAAUGUCACCAUCCCGUUGAUCGAUUUCAGCCUCUUCGCCACCAAUCCCGAGGAGUGUGCCCGUCAAGUCGGCGAGGCUUCCCAGAACAUCGGCUUCUUCUACCUCACGAACCACGACCUCCCCCAAGAUCUCAUCGACAAGAUGUUCGACUCCAGCGAAAAAUUCUUCCAGCGUCCCCUCGGGUCUAAGACUAAGCAUAUGAUCGGACCCGAUAACACCGGUUACUCCUCCAUGAAAUCCGAGACCCUUGAUCCCGAGACCCAGACCCAAGGAGACUUGAAGGAGGCUUACAAUGCGCGCAAGUGGUCGAUUGAUGAUGACAUUACCCUCCACUUUGCUCAGGGCGAUAAAGAGCUUCAGGCCAGAGUCGGAGAGUUUUUCAAGGGCCUUCACAACCUGGCAAGAAAUGUCAUGCAGUGCUUUGCUAUCGCUCUCCAGGUCCCUGAGACUGCUGGCGGACGACAUUACUUUGACGGAAGCCAUCAGUGGGAGGCCAAGUCGGGCACCACACUCCGUUUCUUGCACUACCCCCAGCAAACCGGUGAUCCAAACACACCUUUGGCCGGAAGCCAUACCGACUAUGGAUCGAUCACUUUGUUGAUGCAAAAGGAUAUCGCCGGCUUGGAGGUCCAGGCAUCAAGAAUCCACAAGAAUGUCCCUUGGGUGGCGGCACCUGUGAUCCCAAACACCAUCCUGGUCAACAUUGGGGAUCACCUGCAAAUGUGGACCAAUGGCUUGUUGAAGUCGACCAAGCACCGUGUGAUGUAUAAUCCUCAGCAGCUGAACCAUUCCCGCUACUCAAUUGCGUGUUUUAUUCAUGCGAACGAUACGACCAAGCUGGAUCCUAUCCCUACUCCGUUGAUUACGCAGGAGAUGCGCGCAGAGGGUGUUGAGUUUGAGGAGGGACGCAAUAUGACUGCUGGCGAGUACCUCGACUGGCGCCUUGCCCAGACCUACAACUUCAACUUUGGCGAGAUCUCUGGGGGAGCCAUGUAA
Molecule: messenger RNA, 1035 nt
Organism: Linnemannia hyalina
Lineage: Eukaryota; Fungi; Mortierellomycota; Mortierellomycetes; Mortierellales; Mortierellaceae
Source: the annotation of a GenBank genome assembly